Molecule: messenger RNA, 797 nt
Organism: Protobothrops mucrosquamatus (brown spotted pit viper)
Lineage: Eukaryota; Metazoa; Chordata; Lepidosauria; Squamata; Viperidae
Product: zinc finger protein 202-like
Exons: 4
Coding region: 9-776 (255 amino acids)
Biological process (GO): regulation of DNA-templated transcription
Source: RefSeq, a predicted model, not a curated record
GGGAGAAAAUGGAGUCGCGAGGCCCAAGAGGAACCAGCCCUCGUCAGGAUCAGGCUGAGUGCUGGGGAAAGUUCAACCAAAGGACUGGGCAGAAGUUCCUGGAAGAAGACAACCCCUCUUGGGUGGUCCGGAAGCAGAACUUCAGAGGAUUCAGCUACCAUGAGUCAGAGGGACCCCGAAGACUUUGCAGCCACCUCCAUCGUCUUUGCCUUCAGUGGCUGCAGCCAGAAAGGAACACCAAAGCUCAGAUGCUGGACCUGGUGCUCCUUGAGCAGUUCCUGGCCAUCCUUCCCCUGGAGAUGGCCAACUGGGUGCGGGAGUGUGGAGUGGAAACCAGCUCCCAGGCGGUGGCCUUGGCCGAAGGUUUCCUCCUGAGCCAGACUGACGGCAAAGAAAAGGAGGAAAACUCUAUCAAGGUGGAUCCAGAAAGUGUCAAUACAAGGAUGGAUUCCUCAGAUUCAUCUCAGGGGAUGCCUUUCAAGGGCAUCUCCCAGGAAAAUGAUGUUCUUGAGAUAUUAGUUGGAUAUGGUCCAUCACCACUGGACCUUGUCGAAAUGUCUUCUUUUUCUGAUGAAGCAGAAACUCUCUCUUCAACUCAGAGUGCUGUGUCCUUCCAGGAGGUGGUGGUAUGUUUUUCCAAGGAGGAAUGGGCUCUGCUGGAUUCCACCCAAAAGCGUCUCCACAAGGAAGUCAUGCAGGAGAAUUCUAGACAUGUGGCAUUUCUGGGUAAUAGACCUCUCUUUGCUCUGAGUUCAGAUAGUUGGAACAGGCAAUAGCAGUAGCCAUGGCACUUAGAC